GACGUUGUUCCACUUCCAGAGAGGACUUCUGCAUUGUUUUGAUUCUGAGAUCCCAAUCGCCAGCAAAUUUCUGGAUUUUUAACCAAAAAGAAUAAGUUACAGUGGGCUCGUUUCCUGGAGGCUGAGGCGAUGGAAGAGCAGACAGGCUCACCUGGUAACACAGACAACAGCAGCCAGAGAAAUGAAGAGGAGAAGCCCAGGCGCAGCAGCUGGACCAAGGGUCGUAAAAGGAAGAAGCCAGUGAAGGACAGCAACGCCCCCAAGGCACCGCUGACGGGCUAUGUGCGCUUCAUGAACGACCGGCGUGAGCAGCUGAGGGCCGAGCGGCCUGACGUGCCCUUCCCAGAGAUCACCAGGAUGCUGGGCAAUGAGUGGAGCAAGCUGCCGCCGGAAGACAAGCAGCGCUACCUGGACGAGGCAGAGAGGGACAAGGAGCGCUACAUGCGUGACCUGGAGAAGUACCAGAAGACGGAGGCCUACAAGCACUUCACCCGGAAGGUGCAGGAGAAACAGAAGGUCAAGAGGCAUCGGGGAGAUGGCGGGCACCAGGUAGCCAACGAAUCUCUUCACGAGAAGGACACAGAAGGCAAGGAAAGGUCUGUGUUCGACAUUCCCAUCUUUACAGAGGAGUUCAACCACAGCAAAGCACGGGAGGCGGAGAUGCGUCAGCUGCGCAAGACCAACAUGGAGUAUGAGGAACGCAACGCGGCACUGCAGAAGCACGUGGAGAGCAUGCGCGGCGCCGUGGAGCGCCUAGAUGGCGACGUGAGGCAGGAGAGGGGACGCAACGGGCUGCUCCAGCAGCACCUGGAGACCCUGCGCCAGGCCCUGACCAGCAGCUUCUCCUCUGUGGCCCUUCCUGGUAGUGGGGAGACCCCCACCCUGGACACCAUCGACUCCUACAUGAAAAAGCUCCAUGGUAUCAUCCUGAGUAACCCGCAGGAGCACGACAACCUCAUCGGCACCGUAAGAGAGGUGGUCAACCGGCUGGACAGGUAA
Oncorhynchus masou masou (cherry salmon) is the source of this 999-nucleotide messenger RNA. It is a transcript of the gene hmg20a, whose product is annotated as high mobility group 20A. The record is from RefSeq and is a predicted model, not a curated record. Lineage: Eukaryota; Metazoa; Chordata; Actinopteri; Salmoniformes; Salmonidae. Gene Ontology annotation, cellular component: nucleus. Gene Ontology annotation, biological process: regulation of gene expression.